GAGGAAAAGAAAAGAUACUUAUCCCACUCUCGCAUACCGCCGUUCUUCAGCAAAGUGUCUGAAUUAUAAAAUUGGCCCACUGUGACUUCAAGCGUUGUACAUCUUGCUAUAAUGGCCGCCAUGUGGUUCAUAAUUCUGCUAGCAACAUUCUUAACAACUACCGGCCUACCCGUAACUGAUCUCGAUGCAGACAUAACAGAAGUGACGCCCAACUUUGAAGACAUAGAAAGAGACGCAAAUGUACUGACGUACACGUCAAAUUUCAAGAAUAUGAUGGCGGAAUAUGUGAAAUUACAACACAACAACCUAACAGUAGACGAUAUGGAAACUGUGAAGGUCACACUGGAGGUGUUUUUGCAGGAUUUCGCCAAAGAUCUACACGACAUAUUGAUAAGUAAGAAAAUAGAAGAGAAAGAGGUCAUCAACGACGGAAUUCCGGAUGCUACGUUCGAUGAAAUUAAACGCGGUAUAAAAAUCGAACUGUCCGAUGCGAGUGAUGAAAUUGCUGAUCAGAUUGUUUAUAAAUUGAGAAAGAAUUUAUUUAACACGCGCAAGAAGUUGGAUCGCAUUAUAUGUAACUGUUAAAAUUUGUCCACUGAAAGGAAGCAGAGAAUAAGUUGCUUUGAUAUGCAUACCACGGGUUAAAUAUCCGUUUUAUACAUUUAAUUUUAGUUCUUUUUGAAGUGAAACUUCUUUAGAAUCGUUGUGAUUUCAAAGCUGAUGCAACGGAAACAACGUCAGGUAAGAGACACAAAUACAAAAAUGUGUAGAAUG
Zerene cesonia (dogface butterfly) is the source of this 774-nucleotide messenger RNA. RefSeq lists its product as uncharacterized. The coding region runs from base 112 to 585 and encodes 157 amino acids. The record is from RefSeq and is a predicted model, not a curated record. The transcript has 2 exons. Lineage: Eukaryota; Metazoa; Arthropoda; Insecta; Lepidoptera; Pieridae.